AGCUUCAUCUCAAUUUGGACUUGGAACAUCCUUUCAAAACAUCCUUUCAAGUGAUAUAAAUAAGUAUUGUAAACACAUUUUCCAUGAAGCAGCAUUAAUUCUGGAAUUACUAUCAAUUUAUUACAAGACAAUGGCAGAGAAAGGGAAGCGUUGUUACAACAUUGCCCACAAACUUCAGAGCCGUGAGAUUGGUAAAAGGUUGGCCUUGACAAAUGUUCAUCCUCAGAUUAAGUUCCGCAAUUUUCAGUUGCAGGAAGAGUUUGAUACAAAUCAACCAUCCAAGAUUGUCGAAAUAGUUUCAGCUCGCGGUACUAUAUUUGCUUUGGCACAAUCAGGUGUUUGUGCUGCAUUUGACAGAGACACAAAUAAAAGGCUCUGCUACUUGAAUUUAAGUCCAGACGACCUUAUUCGAAGGCUGUACUAUAACGAAGAAAAUGAUUCUCUCGUGACAAUAUCAGCUCAUCCUUCCGAUAGAUUCUCACUCAAGUACAGAACAACCCUACUUGAGUACAUUAGAAGAGCUCAACCAGAUGCUGGCUUUGCUUUGUUUGAGGGUGAAAAGCUCUUAAGGCUCGAUCCUCUCAAUGGGAAAGUUCUUGUUUUUUCAGCUCAAGAUCAUAUUUACAAGGUGUUUGAUUUGAAGAACUACACACUCUUGUACUCCAUAUCUGACAAAGAAAUUGAAGAAAUAAAGAUCACUUCUGGUAUAGUGCUCUUAAAAUCGAAAAGAAGUGCUUGUGGAAGUAUUCUUCCUCUGAGGAUCUUAUCUUUAGAGGAUGGCAAAGUUUUGAAAUCUUUUCAUCUUGCAUUACUACCCAACAAAGAGAUAGAAUUUUUUGAGCUGUUCCAUGACAAGAUACUCCUAAAACAAGAGAAUGAAUGCCUGCAAAUGGUUGAUGUUCAAAGUGAAAAGAGGACUGAAUUGAGCGGACGAGAGUUUGAGAAGCCUUCAACAUUUAUUUUUUUGAUUAUGAAACGAUUGUUCUUGAUAUUUAGCAGUGGGACUGUUUUUGUAUGGAAUGUGCAAGGAGAGCUGGUUGCAUCUUACAAAAACAAAUUGAUAUGGUUUUCUGCUUUAAAGAUCAACACAACUAUUGUUAAAUUGACUUAUGAUCAGCUACUCCUUUCUUACAACAAAGUUCACAAGUCCAUUGAAGAUGAUAAAAAAAGUUGCUCAAUAAACAUAAGCAACAUCUUGACUGGAAAUUGCUGUGCUACGAUUGGUGGCAGUGACCCAGAUGUAGGCAUAAGUCGACCUAAUCUAUCAGUAAUCCAGAACACCUUUCAAGACACUCUUGAAGACAUUACUGCAUUGUUCUACGACGAGGAUAGAAAUGAAAUUUAUACAGGCAAUUCAAGAGGCCUUCUACAUCUCUGGUCAAACUAA
This is a messenger RNA of Cryptomeria japonica (Japanese cedar), 1387 nucleotides long. RefSeq lists its product as uncharacterized. NCBI's taxonomy places the organism in Eukaryota, Viridiplantae, Streptophyta, Pinopsida, Cupressales, Cupressaceae. The record is from RefSeq and is a predicted model, not a curated record. The transcript has a single exon. Bases 131 to 1387 code for a protein of 418 amino acids. Gene Ontology annotation, molecular function: protein binding.